Molecule: messenger RNA, 3420 nt
Organism: Bolinopsis microptera
Lineage: Eukaryota; Metazoa; Ctenophora; Tentaculata; Lobata; Bolinopsidae
Product: homeobox protein SIX6-like
Exons: 10
Coding region: 1697-3109 (470 amino acids)
Biological process (GO): regulation of transcription by RNA polymerase II
Cellular component (GO): nucleus; transcription regulator complex
Molecular function (GO): RNA polymerase II cis-regulatory region sequence-specific DNA binding; DNA-binding transcription factor activity, RNA polymerase II-specific
Source: RefSeq, a predicted model, not a curated record
GUUACCCUCCACCACACGGUUUGUAACUUUCAUUCACCUUUAUUUCCGCCGCAAAGUUAUACUCACACCACAUUACCCAGCUCCCCUCCCUCUCUCUCUCUCUCGUGAGUGUGUGAUGAUCUAUGUAGUUGUUUGCAGUGAUACGGGGUAUAUCAGUUGCAACUCAGAUUAGAGGCAUUACCGUCUGGGGGGAGGGAAGCCUGUUCAUGAAUAUAGCUGAUAAAGGGGAACAGUAUCAACAUAGUAUCACUGUCAGAUUACACCAGCAAAUAGAGAUGAAAUACUGCUUUGAUAUUGAUAUUAGGAUAACUUAGGGGAUUCUGCACGCUUAUUUGAUAUGUUAGAUCGUCAUUAUAGUUUUUCAUUGCGUCGUCACGUAUCGUGUGGUGGGCCAGCCGAUGAUUUUGUGUUGUUUUCAAGUUUUAUUAGUGAUUGUUUGCUUGAUGAUUGAGGUUGGAAGUGAUCAGGUAGGGUUGUCGGAGAUUGAAGUGGUUAGCAGUGAGGGAUCCUGCUAUGUAAUCACUAGGUAACUACGUACGGUGCUUAGACCUGUAUUAGACAAGUACUAACAAUCUCCAAUACGUGGACUUUAUUAUUAUAGUGGGACUCUUAAUUGUGCUGGUUGUGGUGCUGUUAUAGAUUACAAUUUGUGUAGUUGAUUGUUGUAAACGACUUUAAUUUUCACAGGGUUUUAUAAUUAUUUCCCGGACAGUUAAACCCAAUUAAAUCUUAUACCUAUAAUCCUAUUAAUUUCUGAUGACGACCGUAAAAAGAUAAAGCAGGCUUGUUGUAGGCCUUAAAGCAGGUGUAAAAUUACUGUCCGUAACGGUUGUCAUUAUAAUUGUUCGUUGUCAUAACAAUCUACACAUUAUUUCGGGUCUCUCAAUUUGGAUUUCGGCUGUCACAAUUGUUUACUUAGCUGUUCAAUUUAAGCGUUAUUUACUUUUUCACCUCUCCGGUCGCGUCAACACGUACAUGCUGUAGUUUGUACCGCUCAAAUACUUUUGUCAUCGAAAAUGUGAACACAACCAUAACACAAAAUCAAGCAGAAACGGAAUGUCGUCCCUUCAAAACAGACUCCCUAACAAUGGCAGUUCUCCAAGUUCCACAACACUUCACAUGUGUUGCUAUUUUUACAAGUAUAAUGAGAGAAUGCCUGGCCACCAUGGUCCAUGGUCCAGAUAUCCGCCCUAGCGGCCGGAGACACCCAGUCUCAUCGUAUCACCUUCGUACUUCCAAUCAGCUUCACGCGCUGAGCCGGCUAUCACUUUGACAGCAUCUCAGAAGUGAGAUAUCAGUUGUGAGAUCCAAUCAGAAGUGAAAUUUCAGAUGUGAUAGCCAAUCAGAAGGAGGGGUAUUGUCACGUGGAGUGAGGUGGACGAUUGGUGUAUGCUUGUGGGCUAUUGAGUUUCACUGCACAGAAAGUUAUCCGUUCUUGAGCAAAUACUUUCAACAUUCCUCCAUCCUCGCCGUUUUUAUUAGUUUGUUUCCUGUUUGUGGAGCUGAGUACAGAGGUUUUAACUUAUAAGCCUUAUAUUUUUCUUUGAGUACGUUUUGUGUUUUCAAGAUUUGUGAAAACUUGCCGGCAAUCAAGCAGAGUUAUUGAGAACUGGAAGUGCAAGAGCUAAUCAGAGAAGAGCUAUCCAGUAUCUGACCCUUAACCCUAAACAUUGAUCCAGUGAGCUGUAAAACUGCGAUGAAAUUUGAAGUUGAACACGAAGAAACUGUGAAUUUCGAAGUGAAACAUGAACCCUGCAUGAGCUAUGAAGUGAAACAUGAACCGUUUUCUACCCUUGCACUGUGUAACAGCUCUAUCUGGAAACCACCUCGACCAGCACAACUUCAAGAUGACGCGGCAGUGGCCCUGAAACCCGGAGAAUCCCAACAGCUCCACCACAUGAAACCCCACACUACAGAGCAUGUCCCUAGAGAACUGGUCAAGGUACCACCUGGCUGUGACACUUUUACUCAGGUCUUCCCUGAGUGUUCCUUCUCCGAGGAACAGUUCGAGUACGUCUUGAAAGAGCUAGAGAACAGAGGUGAUCUUUCUGCCCUGGACCGCUUCCUGUCUUCUAUCCCCCCACAGAUAUCCGGUCAUCUAGAGAAUAACGAGUAUCUGGUGGCAGCUAGAGCCAUGGUCCGUUACCAGAAGGGGGAGUACAGGGAACUCUUCUCUAUCUUAGAGGAAAACAACUUCGCCAAAGUGUCCAGAGCACCACUACAACAGAUGUGGCACGACGCCCACUACAAGGAAGCAGAGAGACUGAGAGGACGACCUCUAGGAGCGGUAGAUAAGUACAGAGUGAGGAAGAAGUACCCUCUUCCUAAGAGUAUCUGGGACGGUAGCCAGAACAACCACUGUUUCAAAGCAUUCCCUACAGAGAAAGCUAGAACAAUACUUAGAGAGUGGUACAUUCAGAAUCCUUACCCCGCUCCAAAUAUCAAGAGAGACUUGGCUGAGGCUGCUGGACUUACUCCAACACAAGUGAGUAACUGGUUCAAGAACAGAAGACAGAGAGAUCGGGCAGCCAACUCUAAAAACAAGAAAGCUAUGCUCUCAAUAACUGGUAGUACCUGGAGACCAUUUGAAGUGUCCCCGAAUGUGGCAAUGACAGCAGAGUCCCCUCACUCUGCCCCCUCCUCCCGCCACCUCUCCUGUUCUCCUCUCGUCUCCCCUGUCUCUAUAGUCUCCCCGGUACCUCUCUCACCUGCUGUUACCUUGGUUCCUUCUCACAGUGUCUCACUUCAGGUUUCACCUGACGGCCUGUCCACAAGCUUUCUAAGUUCAGGACAACCAACACCCUGGCACUAUUCUCUAGCUGGACUCGCUCAACCUUCCAUAGAGACUCACACAUCAGCCGAACAAUGGACUCGAGGACUCGAAGCUGCAGGCAUUGCCCACUACACGCAACUCUCACAAGUCUCCAGCUCCCUUGCCUCGUACUUCACUCCGCUGGAAGUGAUCUCCCGGCCCUCCUCCCACCUCAUCCCCCUGCCAACUCACGCGAUUCCUAGUCACGUGUCAGCUGUGACGUCAGCAGGCGGCAACGUGACGUCACUUACUCAAGCUUCUCACGCGUUACCCCCACUUCCAAUCACACACCCUUGAGAGUUUCUUUCUACUUCUCUGAUACCGCGCAGUUCAGCUCUAAUUUAACCGCUUGCUAACGGUGGAUUUAGCGUUUUAGUUACUGUCGAUAUAGACAUAGGAAAUAACAGCUCACGUUAGCCUGAAAGCAAAAGAGAAAGGGAAAGUGAAGCUGCUAAGCCAUUAAAUGCUUUCAAGAUCAACUGUUUGGGAUAUCAGCAAAUGUAAAUUUGAAAUUGAUUGAUCUGUUUUCAAUUCAGUCCUUUAUGCCAUGAUGAAAUAAGUAAGGGUUAAGUUUAAACCUUAACUAUUACUUACUAUAUGCCGGAGAA